Molecule: messenger RNA, 903 nt
Organism: Salvia splendens (bonfire salvia)
Lineage: Eukaryota; Viridiplantae; Streptophyta; Magnoliopsida; Lamiales; Lamiaceae
Product: protein BIG GRAIN 1-like B
Exons: 3
Coding region: 1-903 (300 amino acids)
Biological process (GO): auxin-activated signaling pathway
Source: RefSeq, a predicted model, not a curated record
AUGUUAUCGGGUUUUGAUUUUUGGUUCGUCUCACAGAUCCAGUAUGGCGAAGAGAGGCCGACCUUUAAAAGCCAACCAACCCAGGCUGCAGCAGCGAAGCAGCCUAGAUUGGACAUUGACGAAGCGGUCGAUGAUGUCAUUCCAAUUGCGAUUGUGCAUAUAUUCCGGGAGAGAUUGGCUGAGCAAAGGGCCGAGACGAGUACCGCUCAUGAAGAGGCAGAGCAGAGGAAACCAAGGGGGAAGAAAGUCAACCAUCUCUAUUGUCGACGGACCCAAUCCGAGUUCCUUAAUUGUUUAAAAAGCCUAACUCCACGGCAGAAGGAAGCUGUUCGAGAACUAGGUUUCGGAGCUAUCCUGCAUUUCAAUAUAAAGGAAAUUCCGGGAUACCUAGCCUACUGGAAGGUGAAGCAGCCGAUUUCCCCCGGUGGCAAACUCGCCGAAUUCCUGAACUCGGUCUUCGCCGGCGGAAACAUGAAGAAGAGCAAAAUCGGCGGUGACUUGUCACCGUCGCUGAAAUCCACAAACGCAUCGACGUGCUCCUCCGCUUCGUCGUUCUCCCGAUCCUGCCUCAGCAAAACGCCGUCGUCUAGAGGCAACCACUCCGCCGGUGCAAAGAGAUCCGUGAGAUUAUCUCCGGUCAGCGUGAUUGUCGACGACGAUUGCCGCCACAAAUCACUACAAUCAGAAAUCAACAACAAAUCAUCACCAAAUCGCGACGUUACCACGAAGAAUCACAACAACAUGAACAUCAUCAGAAGCGUGAUCAACGAAGAGCUCAUGGUGCCCGUCAUGGAUCAAAACCGCCGCGUCGAGGAGGUGGCGAGAGAUCUGCUGAGGAAUAAUCAGAGGAAAAAUCAAAAUCCUCACGUCAAACACGAGGUUGUCGAUCGAAAUUUCGAUUAA